Molecule: messenger RNA, 5501 nt
Organism: Pundamilia nyererei
Lineage: Eukaryota; Metazoa; Chordata; Actinopteri; Cichliformes; Cichlidae
Gene: avpr2aa
Product: arginine vasopressin receptor 2a, duplicate a
Exons: 7
Coding region: 455-1981 (508 amino acids)
Biological process (GO): regulation of systemic arterial blood pressure by vasopressin; G protein-coupled receptor signaling pathway; positive regulation of vasoconstriction
Cellular component (GO): plasma membrane
Molecular function (GO): peptide binding; vasopressin receptor activity
Source: RefSeq, a predicted model, not a curated record
GGGGGGAGGUAGGAACGGACGGAGAUCAAAUUCAUUUCUGCUAGUGAAGGCACAGCAGAUUGCAAAAGCAUAACCUGACGCAAAUGGACCCAGGGCACGCAUGGCUAUCAAAUGGAUUACUUUAAUAAAAUGAACUACAAAUGAACUACAACACCUCAAGGAGAGUACACUCAGCAGGCAAAGGACUAACAAAGAGCUCCCUAAAGAACUUUUUGUUAACACUGACCAACACCUGACUCUGAUGAAGAGUGAUUUUUAUUCCUGUGCUGCCUAAUUCAUUCAGGAUUCAGCUGAGGCUAAAAGGAGAGACAUGGAUUGAGAAGAAUUAAUUUGGGUAAAAUUAAGCGACAUAUAACAGAAAUGCACCACUGAAGUAGAACAAUCGCAAAGACAAGAGCAAAGCCAACAGAAAAGGACACGCGUGAGAAUGCUUACCAUGCACUGACAACAAGGAAUGGAAAGCAUCAGUUUGGAAACGGACUGGGAUAGGUUAGGCCUCUCCGCUCUGGGCCCCACAGGAAGAAACAACUUCUCUUCCUCGUUUAUUUCUGAACUGAACUCAUUCAACACGUCUCACAGUGGGGGAUCCUUCUUUGGCAUCUUUCCCGAGAAUGGCUCCAAUAGCACACCUCGCACCCUUCCCCAGCCCAGGGUGAGGGAUAUCGGCUUGGCCCGGGCUGAGAUUGCAGUGCUUGCCGUGGUGCUGGCUCUUACCACCUUGGGGAACAGCUUUGUGUUGUGGGUGCUUCUGAGGCGGAGGAAGCACAACGCACCGAUGCACAUAUUCAUGGUCAACCUGUGUGUGGCUGACCUGGUGGUGGCUUUCUUUCAGGUUCUUCCUCAGCUAAUAUGGGACAUUACAGAGAGGUUUCAAGGGCCGGAUUUGCUAUGCCGGUCCAUCAAGUACUUGCAGAUUGUUGGCAUGUUUGCUUCCUCCUAUAUGAUAGUUGCCAUGACAGUAGACCGGCACCAUGCCAUCUGCUGCCCGUUGCAGGCCUACCGAGGGGGCACAGUGUCCCGCUGGAACACUCCUGUCAUGGUGGCCUGGGGCCUGGCACUGAUCCUCAGCAUACCGCAGGUGUUCAUCUUCUCUCGCUCAGAAGUGGCUCCCGGUGAGUUCGAGUGCUGGGGUCACUUUGCUGAGCUGUGGGGGCUGAAAGCCUACGUCACCUGGAUGACGGUAACUGUCUUCCUCCUGCCCGCCCUCAUCAUCACCAUCUGUCAGAUAAGAAUCUUCCGCGAGAUUCACAACAACAUCUACCUGAAGUCAGAGAGGAUGGUGAUGGCUGAGAUGAAGAAAAACGAAAUCCUCUUCCGCUUUCACAGCUUUAGGAAGGAGGACGAGCGAUCCAGAGAGAGGGGGAGACGGGCGUCUGGAGGAGGAGGCUGGGACGGAAGAGGAGGACAACUCUUAAAGGUUGCAAAUAACAACCCCCACAAUAACACACCCAACAGCCAAGUGGGAGAAUGUUAUGACUAUGUACCACCUGAUAUUCAGUGUAACAGUUGCCACGGGGAACAUGUGACAACAACAAGAACAACAGCGCAUCAGCAAACAGUGAACGGCUCAGAUUGCCAGGAGCCCUACACCAACUCUCCCCGCUGCUCCCUUGAUUAUGCUCCCCCUCACCGCCCCGCCACCCCACCUCCAAGUAUCACUAAAGCCAUGUCAAAGACGGUGAGGAUGACCCUGGUCAUUGUGCUGGUGUAUACUAUCUGCUGGUCACCUUUCUUCAUUGUCCAGCUGUGGGCAGCCUGGGAUCCAGACCCUCCAGACCAAGGAGUGGCCUUCACUAUCCUGAUGCUGCUGGCCAGUCUGAACUCGUGCACCAACCCAUGGAUCUACACGGCUUUCUCCAGCAGCGUGUCAAGAGAGCUGCAAAAUCUGCUCCACUGUGGGUCAAGAUCUGGACGACGGGGCUCCCUGCCUGACGACUCUACCACCACACACACCUCCACCACCAAGGACAGCCUGUACUGACAAAGACUGAUGAGCUGGAGAGCGAGACACACAGAGACAUGCUCGAAAGGCAUGCAUGCGUGCACACGCGCCCACUGCAAGGACGUACUUUUGCACACAACUCUGCUGAUGUCACCGCCUCCAGCGCCGCAGCCUGAGAACGCACUGUGACGACCUCCACCAGAUGUUUUCAGCAUCAAAGGACAGCUGUCUUCUCACCAGGACUUCUAUUUGUAAUCACCUGUGUUACUCGCCCCAGCAGUAAGGACGGCUGUCACUGAAGAUGUCAGCACCAUUCAUAACACAGUGUUUCGGUGGAUCUGUGGGGUGAAAUGGACUGGAAGGUGAAAACAUUUUCACCUCAGUAGCUGUUGAACAGAACUGUGGACAGUCUCUUACUCUGCUCGGAUACAGUAGAGCAGCAGGAAUGCAAGGGGUGGAUUGCUACAUUAAUGGCACGCCUAAUGUAUAAAGCAGCAGACAAAACUAUGGGUGCAGAGAAAACCAAGCUGGAGGGAAGAGAAAAGAAGCACAUGCAGACAGUACACGAGAAUAAGACUGCAGGAGAACAGACAGGGGAUGUCAUGGAUGUUACAGCAGUGGUCCCAGGAGGACUGUAGUUGAAAUCUAAUAACGUGAUCAAACUUUGUUAUUCCACAGAAAGAAAGAAAGGAUUAGAGACGGAUGCUUGAGGCAAAGACGGAAUUCACGUCCAGGAUCCAACAAUAGUGAUUUGUUAGCAAGAUGGGCUUAAGAUUCACUCCUGAGGACGGUGCAGCAGAAGGAAAGCACCGCACAACAAAAUAAACCUGGUUUUCCUUGCUCAACUGGGACACAAUUAUGUGACUGUAUUUUAUACAUAUGAGGCACAUAAAAGAACCUUCCCGUCAUGCUUUUCGGAAAGUAUGAAACGAGAACACAGCACAGAAGAAACUCAUGAGAAGUAUUUAUCAGCAUUCCGUGUAUCGUGAUCAACGUUGUAAAGUAUAUUUAUUGAAGAGAAUGUUACAUUUUGUGCUAGAUAAAAGCUGAAUGUUGCAAUGGUCUGAGGUACAGUGUAGUUAAAAAAGAAGGAAGAAAGAAAACAAGCGGUGUCAAACCAAAGAUUGCUUUUUAAAAGCUCGACUUUAAAGUCUUAUCAGUAGACAUAUUCCAACCUACAUGUUAGCGUACAUCUAGAAACAAUUACUAUUUAAGAAAACACUUCACAUGAAUAUUGCAAAUACUCCAAGUCCAAACCAAGUGCCUGUAAUGUCAGUAGACAUUUUUAGAGGGGGCCUCCCUCACUGGAUUAAUCUGUAAAUGAUGUCAGCCAAGUUAUUUUUAGACAGAGCAUACCUCCAGAGCAGGGAUCAUAGGAUAUGUUAUAUCACACCAUGAGCCAUGUGUUCUUUAAUCUCUUUAUUUAUUUAUUGUUGUGUAAAUGAAAAUGUACACACAAAUAUAUAUAUAUUUAAUGUAUACUUAGAUAGUAUAUAGGUAUAUUAUUCCCUGUUUCUGCCUUCCAGGUACAGUUUUUAUAAUAUUGCAUUUUAUUCUGUGCACAGAGUAAAGUAUUAUGGCCCUCAGCUGCAUGACACACUUAAAUAUUCUAAUGGUAUGUUUUUACAAUAGCAUAAUUAUAUAAGCUACUGUACAUACAGGAAAUGUGAUAACAUUGUGUGUAUUUGAUCAGUCUAUCCAUUAGAUGCUGUUGAAAAUAAUCUUUUUUUUUAAUGAUGUGCACUCACAGUGAGACACUUUGGUGCAUCUUUCUUUUUCGUGAGAGAACAGUGUUGUUCGAGUCUGCAGGACAAUACCGGCAUGCUUUCAAGGUAUCUCAAGAGUACUUGUCUGGGUCGAAGGAGAAGCCUCACCUUUUCCUCUGCGUGGCCGUGGUGUUUGGGUUUACAGCACGCCACUGCAAACUUGUUCCCCAGACACAGGCCUCUGCUUUGAUUAUCAGCCAAAUGAAACUCUGCAGCAACAAUGUCCCGUGUCUCACUUUGUUAUAUCAGGAAAUAGAUGAACUUCUCCCAAACCUUCAGGGUGUUCAUGUAUUUUUCUCUCUCCCAAGCAGGAAGUUGAGAGGUCAGAGGAUGAUUCUUCCACGCAAAGAACCAAACCUCAGUUUCAUCCAGCCUUUCAGAUUGAUGGGAGAGGCCGAACACUCCUCAGCUGUGCAUUGUGCUUUCUGUACAGCCAUUAGUGAGCAUUAAAACGGCUAAAUAAUAAAUGCACUUCAACUGACUGAGAAGCAGAUAGCACGAACACCUUUAAAUAUCCCCUAAAAAUAGACCCAUCAUCAGACAGAAUUUCCUAUAGAGUCAGUUUAGUUUCCUGAGUAGUCCUAUAAAAGACUUGGCAUUUCCUAUUUUUCACUGAAACAGCCACCACCAUCUCUCUCUUGUCAGAGCAUAUGAUAGAUGGUCUAACUGGUAGGUCACUGCUGUUUUUAUAAUCUUGCAGUGUGUGUGUGUGUAUAUUUAUGCUGAAUGCCCUAAUGCUCACGGUUUCCAUGCAGAAGCAUGGGUGACGGCUAAACUCAAGGUCACUUCUUCAUUACAGUUAGGGCAGCACUUCCUUCCAGCCGUGUGGCUGCAAUGGGGUAUAAAAGAAAUAAAUUACCCCUCAGGGAGCCUGUCACAAGGGCAGGAAAACAGGGCAAGUUCCGUCUUCAAAUCAAUUUAAAUUCAGCCAAGGAGUGCAACCAGUGGCUCUGAAGAAUGACUGAGACCCCCAGCCUUCACCACAGCUGGUAUAAAUCAGACCUGGAGCCAGGACUUUAACCAUACUGAGCAAUGCGUCUGCAUUGCUUAACCCAAGACCCCUCUGCAGACCUAAUGAUGGCCGAGGCUCAUUCCAAGACACCAGGAGGCCCAACUGGCCCAGAUCGACUCCUGUGUCUGCGUUAGGAAAGAGCAUCAUACUUUAUUAUCAGAGGAAGCAAGAGAAGCAGGCUCCCCAAUUUAUCUUGUCUUCUCACAAAAGGGUUUCAUUUUGCUCUUUUUCUCUAUCUUAAAUGUUUUAACACCAAGAGGAUGUUUAUAUGCUCUUAGCCUUAAAACAGAUGGUAAACUAUUUGGUGGAGUUUGUUUUGUUUUCCACAUAAAAUUUAUCUGCAUUUACUGUUUCAGCUUACAGAGAAGGGGGCAGUUAAAUGCGGCUUUUUCCAAGGGCAUUUUUUCUUUGUUUGCUAAAUAUAGCCACACUUUUAUUCUAUUGGCAGCAAUUAUGAUUCCUUAGUCUGUAAGUGUUUACUGAUUUAAAAGACGUUCUUUCUCCGAGAGCCAGAGGGAUCAAGGUUAGCUUUUUUUUUUUAUCGCUUUCAGCCAUCUUGUUUUCAUUACUUUGGGCACGGUUGUGCGCACACCUCACCUGCAACAUUGCUUUCUUAAUAGUACAAACAGGCAUGUGCAUGGUGUCUGAUAAAAUGGCAUCUACAAAUAUUUUACAGGAGCUUGUUCAACACGCUUCCACGACAUUUAUGCACUUAGAUAUGAUUUGUUGUUAUGAGUCUCUUCACCAAUGUUCCCUCUAAUUUUUCAUGUUUCUGAGCGAA